AAAUACAUUUUGCUUUACGCUGAUCUAACUUCGAGUUUGAACAAUGUUGAUAAAGUGAUCUGCAUGUUCACCAAAAUAUUAAUUGAUAUCUAUAGCAGAUACACCUCUGCAAAACAAAGUGACCACAGUUAUCAGUUAACGUCAGUUGUCUACUGUUUACCUACAAUUCCAUUGAUGCCAGCGUAACUCGUUUCCACUGAACACGCUAUGCAAGUAGUUAUUGUAUACAUUAUAUAUAUGCUGUAUUUUUAUGUAAUUACUGUUAAGAUACUGUAAUGUACUAUUUUUAGACGAUACUGUUUGAUUUUGAGACGAUCUUGUAAGAUUUUAGGAGUUUUAGGGUAAACAGGUCUAAUAAUAGUAGGGUUAUCUACCACUAGAAAUUCAAAAGCAUGGCGGGUGGAGGGGGGGGGGGGGUCACCUGCCCAUUUUCCUGGACAGAGAUUAACCAAAGAUUCUGUUGUCAUCUUUAAGCCUUUUCAUUUUAUUAUACCAUUUCAUUUAACUAAAAUAACAAAAAAAAUUAAAAUAUGCACACUUAGAAUGCAGUAAAACUAUUAUUAUGGUAAUUAUAGACAUAUUUUAGGCUGGAUUUUAUUUUUUAGAUGUGCACAUAUUACAAAAAAAAAAAAAAAAAAAGCUGGCUAUAAUUUGUUCACACUGUGAUCCCCUUAUCCCCAGUAUCAUACAUCUAUCUAUAUUGGGUCUAUAUUAUAAAUUAUAAUUCUAUAGCUCUUUUUUAUGAAGACAGCAUUUUGAAACUCUUCUAAAGCUUUGAUAACAUUUUCCAAAUUUUGAAAUUUGAAGCUAAAAAUUCUUUCAGGAUUCAUUAUAGAGUGGAGGUGUUGUCACUAGUACAAACUAGUAAUAAAUGAUUGGGGCAAUACUUUGCCAACAUAACCGAAAACUGCAUUUUAAAGUUCCAGUUUUGGUUUGAUUCAAUUGCCUGGACUACCAAUAGCUCUCUAGAAGGUAUUGGUAGUUUACUACAAAUAGCUCCCUAGAAGCUAUUGGUAGAAAACUACCAAUAGAUCUUUCAUUCAUACUUUUUUUGAUUAGCCUACCUGCCUAAAGCACAGGUUAAGGUUUGCACAGGCUCCCAACCUUUUUUUUUGGCUACCCCAUUUUAAUAACUAAUAAGAGAUCCAAGACCCCAUUUUAUUAAAAGCAAACUGAGGUACAACACAAUACAUUUAAAAAAGGCUAUUUUAUUUAUGGUACAAUUUGUACUAAAAACGCAUUGAAUUUAACAUUUUAGUUGCAAAUACAUUUAAGAUAAUAUAUAAUUCAGUUUAAUUAUUUAUAGUGAUAUUUGGAAUUGUAACAUGUAACUCAUUAACAAGCUCAAAUUUAAAAUUUAUGUUAACCAAUUAUUAUUAGAAACUAUCAGUUUGUUUAGUCUCAGGAAAAUUACAGUGCGCUCUUGACUUAAAUUCAACUAAUACCCCUCUCUACCAACUUGGAUUUCCACAAAAUUCAUGAUCUUUUUAUUUUAUAUAUAGUGGGCACCAUUAGCAAUGUAUUGUAAGGGUAGUUUUUUUCUAACUUUAGACCAAAAGGUUGAGAGGGUUGAGAGUUCAAAUUUGUCGGGGGUCAUCCCAAGCAAUGGGGACAUAACUUGGCGGGAUGGACUCAAUAGCCUAGUAAAGCAGCUGAUUAAAAUGAACCACUGUCAGAGGGUGGCAGCCAAUUUGGCUCGGUGUUCAAAAUCUGACGUCUGCUCUAAAAUAAAUAUAUUAUAUUUUUUACCUAUUAAAUUACAGCUUCUGGAAUAAAACAGAAGGUUAAACAAAAAUAAUAAUUAUUCGAUGUGAAAUUCUCUGACUUACAAUAUAACUAUUUAUUUUCUGCUACAAAGAACUGGAAUAAAUUUUAAUUAAAGAAUUAUCUUUAUCCGACAGAUAAUGUUAAGAAAUUCAGUAAAAUUAUGUUAAAUCCAGUGACAUAAUGAAAAAAAAUAUAUUUUUUUUAAAUUUGAUGUGUGAUUUGAUAUAAUUGUAUGGCAGGAGAACACAGUAUGUUUUGUUAACAUGUAGAGCCUUAACUAUUGUUUAGCAUAUUAAAUCACAACUAUCUUGAAAUGUUUUUAAAUUUAACACAAAAAAAAACCAAAUCAAUUAAUUAUUCAUCUAAAACAUCUUAGUCGUGUAAAGCAUAUUUUUUUGUACUGUUCUCUCAAAAUUCCAAUCAAUUUCAUUUUCAUUCUUCACUUAAUACUAGUUAAUAGUUCUGUCAGCCCAAGUUUGCCUUAAUAAUGAACUUAUUAAAAUAUAAAACCUGUAUGUUACCAAUAGAUUUUAGUAAUCAAACAUAAUGUGUAACCAUUUUUUCCCAGAGAAAACACAAAAUAUUAUCAACUUUGUUGUUUACUUUAUUAAAAGAAUGAAUUUGUUAUAGAAGCUUUAAUAAUGUUUUCUUCUUCUCUUCUUCAAGAGUGAUUUCUGAGAUUAAUAUAAUAUUCUUGAAGUCAUGUAAAGAUGUCACUUGACUCUUCAAACCAAGCAGCAGAGUCAAUAGAGAAUGUCAAAUAUGGAGAGCUUGUUGUACUCGGGUAAGUUAUUUUUGGUUCUCUCAACAGAUAAAAAAUUAAUACACAUGUGGGUGGUAACAAACAUUAAAAAAACAACAACUAAAUAUAGAGUAUUCAUUUCUUUUUGUUGGUUGCUGAGCAGUUCACUCUUAAAAGUCCAGGAAAAGCUGUUAGCAGUCCUACUCAAAAGACAUAUCCCGUUCGUGUGCUCACAGUUGCAAGCACUGGCUACUUAGUCACAGAAUUUUACAAAAGUUUUGAAUAAAACACCCUUACUUCCCUUAAAAAAUGUAUGACCAUUCAAAUGUGUAUAUUCACGCAAGGAAAUCAUGGGUUUCAUUUCUAUUGUACUUUUCAUGUUCUUUGUGAAUAGUAAUGAGUAGGAUAUGAGCAUUGAACAUUCUGUCUGAUAAUAUGCUUCAUUGCCAGCUAAUAGAGGGAUGCAUUUUUCAAUCAAACUUACUAGAAACUAUUUUAAUUUCUUCUAAGUCUUGAGUUCUGACCUCAUUGUAACAUUACUUUUAAACAUUCUCACAGUUAAUCAAAAGGGUUAUAUUAAAUCAAACACUGAAGUAAAUGCUUGGCAUCUUAAUGAAUAUUUCAUGAUGCUAUAGAGGGAAGAGAUUGAUUAGAAACUUCUUAUUGCUGUCUAAAAGCUCAUUUGUGUUUUUUGAGAUAAUUUUAUUGAUUUUAAGGAUGAAGUUGACAGCAUUUCAAGUGAUUCCAUAUUGCAAUUAAAACAGUAGGCCAUAGGCAUGGAACUGUAUUAUCAAAUACUUUAUAUUAACUUCGCUUUUGUUCGUGGCUGGCUGGCAAAAUCUUCUGACUGCUAACUGACCCACUUCCCAUCAACCUAUCAAGCUGAAACUUGGCACUUUGUGGUGUAAAAGUGGGUGGCUCAUUAGAAUAUUAAUAUAGUUCAGGAACGUGAAAAAAAUGUGCAGUUGCAAGCCUUGUGGUGGGGGGGGGGGACUAAUUGGAAUUCUUAAAAAGUGUGUUACUUGUAUGCUUAUUUGUUCAAAUUUUUAGCCCCACCCCCUAUUGCUCAAUAUUACAUUUUAUAAAGGAUUUACCGGUAUACAAUUUAUUUUUCAAGUGACCUCACAUGCUUAAGGAAUAUUAAUUAUUCCUUCUCUUACCUUCUUUUUAAAAUUUGUUGGGGAAAGGGAUUUCAUCACUGAUUAAUAACCAUAGGCACACAUUAUCUAGAUGCAGUAGCCUCAUCAACAUACAAAUCCAGUUGUACCCAUAUAACCCAUAGUCACGUAACAAACAGAAUUUUCUUUCUUCUAACUAUACACAAAUAAAAAUGGUAUUACAUAAUAAAAUCAAGCCCUAAGUCCUUGAAAGGGUUAAAAAUAAAUUAUAUUUCUAUAGCUAUUUUACUUGUGACCUACAUUUGGAACUAAAUUAUAAAGUGUAGUUGUAUAAUGUGAUAUAAUUUUCUAAGCUAAUGAAUGUAUACCUUCAUUAGCAUUGAGUACAGAGAGUUUUAAUUAUGGAGAUUGUAAGGCUCUUUUUUUUCCACGCCGAAGUUUACAAACUAAAUCAGUAAUGAAAUGAUUUAAUGUGUGAUUAGAUAUUAUUAUGCUAUCUUUCAGACAAGUUAUUUUGUGUCUAAUUUGUUGACACUUGGCUUUUCUGGAAGCUUCAGAUUGAAUAAGAAAACACAAAUAUAAAAUCCUCAAGCUCAUUGCUAGAUUGAUUGCCCCAAAAAAAUUUUAAUGCUUUAUUUUAUGUUAAAAUAAUAUUACAUUUUUUUUACUUCAGUUAUAAUGGCCAUUUACUGUCUGGUGACAAGGGACGGAGGAGGAGUAAAUACAUUUUGUGGAAGAGAGCAAAGUCAAACGGAGUGAAACCUUCCCAGAAGCACCUUGUCACUAAUCCACAGUCAUCUCAGGUAAACAAACCUUCUGGUGACACUGUUUGAAGACUCCACACUAUGUUUGGACAAUGAAUUUGCAGCUAUUGCAUGGUGGAAAGUGUUUGGUUUUUCUAUGAGAUGUUUUAAUAACAGUUUAUAGCAGUUUUAAAUGUCUAGAGAGGUUAAGGAUAUGCUUUAAUAAAAUAGUUGAUACAUUUUCCAGUUGUAUCUUUUCUGACACAAACGGGUAGUACAUACAUGAUUUUAUAGAACUAUUUCAGUUCUUUUGUGAUGGUAAGUUAACAAGACAAUUUCAGAACAAAAAUAUCAUGUGCUGCCUCUGGAGCAGUGGAACAGCUUUUUUAUACUAGAGCACCUGUUGUUAAUUAGUAUUUUGAAAUGUAUCUUAACCCUCUUGAGAUGAACUGUCUGUGCCAAGAGGAAGAAGCCCUUUACACAAGCCCUGCACUUACUUUGCAAAAUAUUUAUGAAAAGUUAACUGAUUACUUUACAAAUGUAAGACUAUAUAUAUUCUUGUAGGAAAUUAAAUAAACUGAUAUUGUCUUAAUGAAUCAAAUGGAUAUAUCAAAAUUUAGACAAAUGAUAUGUCCUGAUUAGCAUAAUUUAGACCUGCAUUUUUUUUAUUUUUUGUACACUGAGAAUGAGCAUGUCUAACUUGCAGAAUUUUGUUAAAUUUUCUGAUUGUAGAUGCCUAAAUAUGUCCUAGCAAACAUUUGAAAGGUCAAAUUUUAAAAAAUCAUUUUUUUUUAUAGGGUUCAUUAGAUUUUCAAAAAAUUGUGUUAAAAUGACACCACCAUAAACUGUCAAUGGAAGCCACCAUUAAAAUGGCGAGAUGAGCAUGAAAUGCGAGAAGCAAUCUGAUUAGCUAGUACAAAGACUAGCCAGCCAAUCUCAAGGCGUGUAUGAUUGGGCAGACAGAUCUGCCUUACGUCUUUGUUUACUCUGGGCCGAUAGCAUGUGGGUUAAGGAAUUGACCCAUGAACCAAAUAAAUGUUAGAAGUUGAAGGCAAAAUGUUGAAAUAUUAUAGAGGAAAAAAUUGUGAACUUCCAUAUUAUGGAUGGUUGAACUCACAUGUUAUUUCCACAUUUGUUCAUGCAUUUUAUUUUCUGGCCUUCCCAAUUUUCUUUAUUUUUUAAAUAUUGGACUUACAGUGAAAAAAGAUUCAUUUGGAAUAAUAAAAAAAUUGAAAACAUAAUAUGUUUGUUUUUAUUUUCCUCCCCCCACCCCUGUUUCCUUUCAUCCAGUUCAUUUAGCACAGUUUUCUGUUAUCUGAAUAUAUAUUAAUUUUAUAAAUGACGAACUAAUUAGUUGUCCCCCCGGUAUGUGUUGAUAAUGAGUUUUUUAAAUUUUUUCUACCUAGGCUGUCCAGGACCAGUCAAAGCACUCAGUUUCAUACACAUUGUCUCGGAACAAAGCUAUCAUUGUAGAAUACCUCAAGGAUGAUGACACUGAUAUGUUCCAAGUAUGUAUUGCAUGUACUGUCUAAGUGUUGAUAUUUAUCUACAUUAAGAUUUUAGUUAGCAGUGAUGUUUUAUACCUUUAAUAACAAAGCCUUUAUAUGAGUUUUUCUGUUUUCACAGAUUGGUAGGUCCAUGGAAGGGCCGAUAGAUUUUGUUGUUAUGGACACAGUUCCCGGACACUUGAGAACUCAGAGAGACACAGCUCCACAAAGCACAAUUUCUAGAUUUGCUUGUCGUAUCAUCGUGGAAAGAUCCCCUCCAUACACAGCUAGAAUAUAUGCAGCCGGCUUUGACUCUGGGAGAAAUAUAUUUUUGGGGGUAAGAAACUGUAGACUUCAUAUUUUUUUAAAAGAUUUAUCCAUUAGUAUAACUUACAAAGGAAUUAGAAUAGUUGUUUAGCCAUGUACAAGGAUAAGAAUUUAUCAAGGUUAAACAUUUUAAUGAUUUCUUUUCUUGUAUCUUUAAUUUUUAUGACAUAGAAAGUUUGAAAUGUAAACAUUUCAUCCAGUUAUGUAGCAAACUACUAAAAUUGUCAAUGUUGUGACAGGAAAAAGCUGUGAAGUGGUGUUCAGAUGACAAUGUUGAUGGUCUUACAACAAAUGGAGUCUUUCUAAUGCAACCCCAGGGGGGUUUUACCCCAUCAGGAAAACCAGGGCCAUGGAGAGAGGUUUCUGUUGGGGGAAGUCUUUUCUCAUUACGGGAUUCUCGUCCAUCUCCAUUGAAGAGUCAUCAGGUUGGUGAAAUACGAUAAUAUCCUUUUAUUGAUCCAGACGAAAUGAGUUUAUGUUCUGAGUACACCGUACACACCCUGGCCAUAGCAACAAUGGAUAAACAUGAUUAAGAUAACAAAUUUUAAACUAGAAAAAUUUUAACAUAAGUAUUUCUCAAGAGAUAAAGUUAACCAUCAUUAUGCAGUAAAACCUCACUUCCUUGACUCAUUACAUUCCUUAAAUAUUUUUUUUCUUGCUGUUGCACUUUAAAAUGAUGUCAAAAAAAAUAAUAACUUUACACAUUUUUAAUGUAUGUCUAAAGUUCAUGAUGUUAUAUAUAAAUUUAUAGGAAAAUGCAUGAGGCUUCUAUAAAUUAAUGUUUCUCCAACAAAUCAAAAUAUAGAAGAUUUUGUAAAAUGUGCCAAAAGGCGAUACAAUAAAAACAAAUGAAUUCACCACCCCUCCAAAAAGUAUUCAAAAAAAUUACUGGUUAUCAUUAUUUACAUGUUUUUUAAUUAUUUUCACCGAAGUAAAAAUAUACAUAGACAAUUUAAACUGUAUGGUACUCAACAAGACAGUUUAUUCUUUUACUAAAGAGACAGUUUAUUCUUUUAUUAAAGAAGACAGUUUAUUCUUUUAUUGAAACAAAGGUAAGAGUCACAUGUUCUUUUUUUUUUUUUUUUUUUUUGCAUUGCCAUUCUAUAGCAUAUUUUACAAUUAAAAUUUCUCUUUAAAUCUGUACACUCAGAAGUAUUAGGAUGCAUUGUCUGGUAAAGUUAAAAUUUCAUCAUCUCUAAUCCACCUCAUGUCUCCUCGCUUUGAUUUUUUUUCUCAUAAGUUUUGAUGUCUUUCAUUUCAUUAGGAAAACCUUUAAUCAUUAGGAAAGCCUUUCCUAAGGCCUAUUUUCUCAAAUGGUCCAAUAAACACUUAUUCCAAUUACUAGCAUAUAUUUUAUUAAUGUAUAGCCAUUGUAAAAAGUAUUUUAAGAAACACUUGAUAAGCUUGGUUUUAAACAGAGUUGAUAAGGUUCAUUAGACAUCAUAGACCAAACCAUUGUUUGAUAUGAUUGGGCGUGCUUCCCUAACUACACUUCAAAAACAUAAUUGUAACUUGUUACUCUGCAAGGGUCAAAACUUUCAUUCCCCAUUCGAUUGGCUCAUCUCUUAUAUAUAUUACCUGAAAUUGUAUUUACAGUUUAUAACAAAGGACUUCAAACAAAAGCAGUGUACCCAGAAAAACGAUAACAAAGCUAGUGAUAUUAGCAAUAUUCAAUUUAGUUAUACCGGUACUAUUAAAUUUAUUUUUAAAAUAAAUGUCAAAUGGACAAAUAAAAAUUAUAUUAACCUACAGUUACAGCACAGCAAGAGAAAAAGUAUUAUCCUCAAAAAUAGAAACAUUAAUAUGCACACAAGUAAAAUCUUGUAAGGCUCCUAUAAGUAUUAAUAUGUCUCAUAUCCAGGGUUUCUUUCAGCUAUACCCGGGGGGGUGGGGGGAGGCACUACUGACAAGUCUCUCUCUUCCCCCCCCCCCCCGCAAAAAUAUGUCCAACAAUAAAUCAACUGGCACUGCCCCCCCCCCUCCCCCCCGCGAAAAAUCUGAAGUGCCCCUGCGGGGGAAAAUUUAUGAAAUAAUCACUGCUCAUAUCUAGGACAUCUAGCUAAAAAUCACUUCUGGCUGGGAAAGGUUCCCCCUUACUUUUAGGAGGGAGUUGGAACCCUCCAGAAAAGAAAUUGUAGAAAUUGCAUCACCCGAUAGCAUUAUUUAGAACAAAUUAGAACAUAAACAACCUUUGCAGCCCUACACAUUUAAUCAGUGAGGUCAAUAUCAAAAAUAUAAGCCGGGGUGGGGGAUACCAGUGGUGGACGCUUAAGCUCUACAUUGAAAUAAAAUUAGGUAAAUGCACAGGCUAUACUACAACAAAGGCUCUUGCCCAAUGUCUAUGGUACAAAGUUGAUGUCGACCAGUAAUUUUUUACACUGAGGACCUGUACUCCUAGUAACGCUUAUAUUUCCUGUGCUGAAACAUCAUACCAACCAUUGUAGAUGGAAGGCUUAGUAGGUCCCAUGGUAGAGACAUAGUAAAAAAAAUAAUAUUUUUUUGAAAAUGUUUUGAGGAUGAAAAAACUGCCUUAUUUUAUUACUUGUGAAAUUUCUUCUCUCGGAUGUAAGCCUGGCUGUCUGACAGGGAGAAACUUAGGAAACAAAACUGAGGGGAGGAGGAGCAUCAUCUCAAACAUCAUAUGAGUUUACCCUGUGAAUGUAAAAUAACAAAUAAUAUGAUAGACCUAUAUGCUACUUUGGGGAUGAAAUGAAAAUAAAAUAUUCUUCACUUAAAUUUCCAGUUUUAGAACUUCAAAAUAAAUAUUGUGUAAAAACCAUUGUGAAUAUAAAAAAUACUAUCGUUGAAUUUAAUUUUUAUCACCCAGCGCAGAUGUCAAAGUUCACGUUUUUUAGGAUGAAAUGCAUCAUAAUAUUCAGUGCCAAUUUUUACAUUUCUUACCAUCAGUCGCUGAGAAUAAUGACUUCACAAAUUAUCUAUGUAAUAAAGAAUGUUCACAUAUAAAAUGAUGCAAUUUAGGUAAUUUAAUUUAAAAAUGGGUAGUAAAUGUAUCAAUAUGUUUACAAACAAAAAUUAAACCGAUACAUUUUUAAAAAUGAUAAUAAAGCUCAGAAAAACAUGAUGCAACACUUGAAAAACCAACCUUCUGUAUUUACUGCUGCAAUGGGCUGUAAUGGAUGAUUUGCUAUCAAAAGAAAUUGAUAUAUAUUUUCAUAAGUAAUAUUUAUUUUUAAAGAUCUAGUGUCGAACAUCGACAAGUGUCAACACAAAUUUGGCCAAGAUGGCAUCACUUGCUUGGUUUGUCGCAUGUUUCACUAAACAGAUCAAAAUAAUUAACAUAAUUUUUUUUUUAAAUUAUUUUUUUUAUUUUCCUUCUAAUUUUACAAUAAAAUAAAUAUGGAAUAUCUUUUUAAAAAAAUUAUGAGCAACACUAACCCUGUGUAUAUAAAGUUGUGCUAUGUUUGUUACUCAUUGUUAUGGAAAUUAAAAAGUUAAUGACACUAUGGGCUUAAUAUUUUUUUUUUAAAUUAUCAUUCGAUUUCAUGAUAGUUUUGUUUUCCAACUUUUUUUAAUUGCAAAAUCAAUAUUUGCAUUUUCUUUUUGGCAGAUGACAGAAGAAGACAAUAUUUUAAGAGAUGGGACGUUAAUAGAUCUUUGUGGGGCGACUAUUGUCUGGAGGUCCGCACUUGGCCUUAUUGCUUCACCUGUAAGUUUUUGCAUACGGGUAUUUCAAAGUUGUGAGGAGGUCAUCACUUUGAAAUUCAUUAACAUAAUCUUUACAUUAAGAUCUGAUUAUUUUUUAAAAUUCUGCUUUAAAUUUCGUUCCCACUGUAAAAGAAUUAUUUUAAAUUUUAAUGUGAACAUUUGGAAAAGAGAGCCAAGAAAUUAGAAAGAAGGGGAAAGAUAAUUUUCUUUCCAUUUCUUUUUUUUUUCUCUAUGUUGUAAUUUUACAAACUGAAUACAUAUUUCCCAUGUAAUAAAGAGAUAACUAGGGAUUAAAAGUCUGAUAAAAUUAGUUGGAGCUUUUUGUAUCAUUACAGAGUGAAAAUGAGUUCCAGCAAUUGGUGGGAAGGCUAAAUGCUGGUCGGCCUCAAUGUCCCGUUGGACUCAACACAUUAGUUCUUCCAACAAGAGGCUCUUUGAACCUGAAGGAUCGCCAGCCCUAUGUGUACCUUCCCUGUGGACAUGUUCAUGGCAAUCAUGAGUGGGGGCAAGCAGACACUGAUAUUCGUAAAUGUCCUCUUUGUUUGAUGGUAUGUUAACACAGUAUAAUUAUUAGGCUGUUACAAAAUAAAAGUUUUUAAUUAAUUCAAUCUGAAUAUAUAUGUUAAUAUAACUGGGCUCUAAAGUCUCUAAAAUUAGAAAUAAAAAUAUAAAUGUUCUGUUUUAACUAAUCUUUUGUUUGCUUCAGCCAGAAAUGUUAAGAAAGGUGUUAAAUACCCCUUAAAAUGGCAAGAUGGUCUGCAGAAAGCUCUCAUAGGUUAUCAUUUAGGAAAAAAGAAGAGAAUCAAAGAAAACAACAAUAUAUGAUGGAAACGAAUGUUCCACCGCAAAAUUUAUUUUUAUUUUUUAACUUAUUUAGUUCAGAAUAUAGAAAAACUUUUGUUGAUUCCUUUGGGUAUACUAGUUGGGUAUUUAUUUACUUUUUUGGCUUAAGGAUUUAUUUUUUUCAAUACCGGUACAUCUCAUAUCUUACUGUACUCUACAGGAUGGAAAAUUUAUCAAACUUCAAAUGGGCUGUGAACUAAGUUUAUAUGUUGACUCAGAACAACCCACUUAUGCAUUUUCACCUUGUGGGCACAUGGUUUCAGAAUGCACUGCUAAGUUAGUCUGCCUUCAUUUUUUUCCUUCAUAAGUUUUUUUUUUUUUUUUUUUUUUUUUUUUCUUUUUUUAAAAAAAAAAAAAAUUUAUCUUUUUUUUUUUUUUUUUCUUGUGGGCUCAUUUUUUUUUUUUUUUCUUCUAAGUUAGUUUGUUUUUAUUUUUUUCCUUCAUAAGUUUUUUUUUUUUUUUUUUUUUAAUCCUUAAUUUUCUUUUUGAAUGAUAACUUCUUUUCUGAAAUGAAACUCAAUACCGUACCAAAGUUAAAUUAUCUCAUAGUAAACAAAUUUAAACUACAUAUGUAACAAAAUAUUUACAGAAUAAAAAAGAUUAUUAUAUUUAGGAAACCUUUAAUGUAUCUUUGUUUCACCGUUGUUGUCUUAGGUAUUGGUCAAGAAUAGCUGUACCACAUGGCUCACAUGGGUUCCAGACGAUUUGUCCUUUUUGUGCUACACCAUUGUCUGAAUCCACACCAUAUGCAAAGCUCAUUUUCCAGGACAACACAGAUUUACCCGACACAUGAUAUGGACUUGUAAAUUAAAUAAUCAGUCAUUGACAGCUGCUAGUCUUAAAAUGAGUAUUAUUGAAUUCAUUGGUCAAACCUACUCAAAGAGUUCCAAAAAAAACCCUUGGCUUAUUUUUUUUAUAUUUUUUUUUUUUGUUCCAAUAUUUAAUUAAUUGUAUAGCAGGUACUAAAGUUGUCAAAACUAGAUUAAAUUGUGUCAGCCGUCACUGUUUCCGUGUGAUUUAAGAAAUUUACCUCACUUUCUGCACUUUUUUUUAAAGAAACCCCUGGCCAGUUUGGUGGGAUUCCAUUCCAAAACGUGUAUGUUUGUAUAUUACAUUAUAUCUCACUUAUCUCCAAAUACAUGUAUGUUUGUAUAUUAGAUAUUCUCUCAAUAAUCUCUAAAAACAUUUAUGUGUGUAAAUUAGAUUAUCUCACAGCCACCCUCUGUGCAGAGAAGAUAUGCCAAGUAAAUAUAUUUUUAAAGCAUGACACAAUUGAUCUAUUUUUGGUUCACUAUGUUGUCAACUAUCAAGUUUGAACAAAUAUCAUAAAUGUAUUAAUCGUUUCGAAUGGCUCUCUAUGAAAGGCUCUUGACAAAAACAUUAUUUGUUGAUAAGAUAUUAUUAAUUUUUUUAAAUUCAAAGUAAAUGGAAAAUAUUGUAAAACAGUAACUCAAUAAGUGGCACAUGAACUUAACUGCAUGAGCCAGGAGCUGCUCACAGCCCCCAAGUGAUUAGCAUUUAUAAGAUCAAAUUUAUAUAUCGAUUUGCUAUGUGUUUUUGUCUGUUGUCACCAUAAGAAGUCUUAUCUGCUUCUGUCAUCCCUUCAAUAGUUUUGACCUUCCUAUUGUCACUGAAUGGAAUUAAAAUACUUUUGCAGAGUAAAGUGUCCAAAUUUAAAUGCACACUCUUGGGGACAAACACAGUGCUAUCUUUAAUGGGUUAUAUUUUUUAUUUAAGAUUUUUUUAAAUGAGAAAUUGUAUUUAAUUAGCGAGGAGAUUGCUGGAGAGGAUGUGCAAGCAAGACUUCAAAUAGAUAAUAAUAGUAAAAAAAAGAAAAUCAAAACAAGAAUUUUUUAAUUUUUUUACACACUCAAUACUUUACCUAUUUUAUUUUCUACCUCAUCAAUAAAUAUUUAGGUGAGAGUUAUUUAGAUUUCUUAUAGGGAAACAAAAUCAGGGGCUAUUUAUUUUGAUAUGUUUUUUUUAUUAAAAAAAUAAUGUUCUCAUCAAGUAUCUAUUUGAUUAAAUUGAUUAACCCUGUUUAAACCAAAACAGUGUUAUACAAUAUAUAGAAGCAGAUGAAUUUGCGAAAUAAAAAAAUAGCUUUUAGGGAUAUGUGCAAUAAAAAUAAUAGUUAUGCGCACUUUUUUUUUAAUGACACAAUUAAGG
Lymnaea stagnalis (great pond snail) is the source of this 12862-nucleotide messenger RNA. The record is from the annotation of a GenBank genome assembly. NCBI's taxonomy places the organism in Eukaryota, Metazoa, Mollusca, Gastropoda, Lymnaeidae.